This is a messenger RNA of Sceloporus undulatus (fence lizard), 2114 nucleotides long. Its product is annotated as cytochrome P450 4B1-like. Gene Ontology annotation, molecular function: iron ion binding; monooxygenase activity; heme binding. NCBI's taxonomy places the organism in Eukaryota, Metazoa, Chordata, Lepidosauria, Squamata, Phrynosomatidae. The record is from RefSeq and is a predicted model, not a curated record.
CUAAUGCCUAAUGUUGUUUCCUGUCUCUAUAUUCUGUUGGAAAACGUACUUGGAUUUUGUUCCAUUGUGCUGGGAUAGAAAUCUACAGAUCUCUCCAGGUGAAAGGGGAAUCAGCUGACCAUUUCAGCACAAACACUGACCUUCCAGAGGUGUGAGAGGAAUGUCACUGGUUAUUGAUUUCUGAAACUCUAGCCAGAGAAAUAAAAAGACAUCAGCAACACUGCUCUCAGAAAAGGACAACAUCUGCAGCACCAUGCCUUCCAUGCUGGAGACAAUGGCAGGAGUCCCCUCUCCUCAAUUUCUGUAUCUGUUUAUUGGCUUCUUCUUUAUCUGUGGGCUACUGAAAGUCCUUCAGCUGUUCUGGAGGAAGAAGCAGCUGCUCAGCACCUUCAAGCAUUUCCCAGGCCCUCCCAGCCAUUGGUUUUUUGGCAACAACAAAAUGGUCAUUCAAGGCAAUGAACUCAAUAAGAUCUUGGAAUGGGCAGGAAAAUAUCCCUAUGCCUAUCCUAGGUGGUUUAGUGGCUUUGCAGCUAUCUUGAUUGUCAACCAUCCAGAUUAUGCCAAAACUAUAUUUGGCCGUGCAGAUCCCAAAUCUAUGAUCCCUUAUCAUUUUUUCAUCCCUUGGAUUGGAAAAGGGCUUCUAGUCCUAGAUGGACCAAAGUGGUUUCAGCACCGCCGCCUGUUAACUCCAGGGUUCCACUAUGAUAUUUUGAAACCUUACAUAGCACAGAUUGCAGAUUCAACAAAAGUCAUGUUGGAUAAAUGGGAGAAGCUCAUUGCCAAAGACAACAGGACGUCUGUGGAGAUUGUGGAAUACGUCAGCUUGAUGACUCUGGACAGUAUCAUGAAAUGUGUCUUUACUUCCCAGAGCAGCAACCAGACGUGCAAAGAGUUGGAUCAUUACAUCAAAGCUGUUUAUGACUUGACCUAUCUGGUGGCUCAAAGAAUACGUAACAUCUUAUAUAGGAAUGAUAUCAUAUACCCAUUCACUUCAGCUGGACGACAUUUCAUGAAAGCCUGCAGAUUGGCCCACAAAUAUACAGAAAAUGUAAUAGAAGAAAGAAAGAAAUCAUUCAGGGAGGAAGGCGAGCUCAAAAAAAUUCAAAACAGGCGAUACUUGGAUUUUUUGGAUAUUCUUCUAUCUGCUAAGGAUGAAAAUGGAGUUGGGUUAUCUAAAGAAGAUCUGCGUGCUGAAGUGGACACUUUUAUGUUUGAAGGUCAUGAUACCACAGCAAGUGGGAUCUCCUGGCUCUUAUAUGCAAUGGCCCAGAAUCCAGAACAUCAACAAAGAUGCAGGGAGGAGAUAAAGGAAACUCUGGGGGACCGUGACACUGUUCAGUGGGAUGACCUUGGAAAGAUGCCUUACAUCACCAUGUGUAUAAAGGAGAGCCUCCGUCUUUACCCUCCAGUCCCUGGAGUGUCUCGACAACUUAACAAACCUGUAACCUUUUGUGAUGGACGCACCUUGCCUGAAGGUGCAACCGUGUUCAUCAGUAUCUACUGUAUCCACCGAAAUCCAAGCAUAUGGGAAGACCCAGAGGUAUUUGACCCCACAAGAUUCUCACCAGAGAAGUCAUCUCACAGGCAUCCCCAUGCUUUUGUACCUUUUGCAGCUGGAGCAAGGAAUUGCAUUGGACAGCAGUUUGCUAUGAAUGAGAUGAAAGUGGCCCUUGCUCAGAUCCUGCUUCAGUUUGAAGUUUUGCCAGAUCCUACAAAGCCUCCUAUUCCAGUCCCUCAGAUUGUUUUGAAGUCUGAAAAUGGAAUACACCUGUUUCUAAAGAAACUCAACUAACGUAGAGGUUUUUGUGUGUCUUUUAUGUGUGUUUGUAUAUGUAAGGCAAGGCAAUUUACAGGUUCUGACACCACUGAAGAUGGAAAGGGUUGCAUUCAGGAACUACUAUGAAAGAAACUCUGACAAACAUUAAUGUAGGAUCUGUCUCCAGAGCAGUACAUCACUGUGGUUGGUGUCACUUGGUGUGAUAACUCAUGGUGUCACCUGCCCAUUGAUCUCCUCUCAAACCACACCACACAGAAUCCUUAGUAAAAAAAAAUUGUAGCAAUAUUACUUGUAAAUCAUAAUUCCAUAUAUUAAUAACUGUAAUAGCAAUCAUUAU